Messenger RNA from Zophobas morio, 2719 nucleotides. It is a transcript of the gene Duba, whose product is annotated as OTU domain-containing protein 5-B. Gene Ontology annotation, biological process: protein deubiquitination. The record is from RefSeq and is a predicted model, not a curated record. Bases 101 to 1771 code for a protein of 556 amino acids. Gene Ontology annotation, molecular function: cysteine-type deubiquitinase activity. The transcript is spliced from 9 exons. Lineage: Eukaryota; Metazoa; Arthropoda; Insecta; Coleoptera; Tenebrionidae.
UGUUCCCUGUGUGUUGACAGAAAUUGACCAAAGAUUUGUCAAAGUAUAGAAAAUAAUUCAAUAAUUUUGCGAUAUUUUCUGUAUUUUGAAAAAUUAAACGAUGACAAUUUUACCAGCAAAAAGACCUUCAACGAAUCCAGAAGAAAAGAGCGACAACAGUCAACAAAAUGUGAACUCCGACAGAACCGUGCGAAGGCGGGAUGACAUAGGUUCCUUAAAUGAAGCCAGCCCUUCAAAUCGACGAUCUCAAUUUCCUUACGUUAAGUCAUCCACUGAACGAAAAGAGCGGAUUAGGAAACGGUAUAAGGAACCCGAUCGCACUAGAGAUCGGGAACGCGAACGGGAACAAAAACGGGAAGUGAGAAGAGAACAAAAACGCGAUAGAGUUGCUAAACGCGACAUUUCCAAUGAGCCGCUACAUGACAACAAUACCAGCAAUUCCGUUGUAGAUUCGGUUGCCGUCGAACCUACAUGCAAUAACAACGAAUCGGGAACUGUUGAUAAGGAAGACUGCACUGGUUUCAACAGCGAGGAUGAAUAUGACGAUCAAGGCCUUCUUAAAGAACGGAAUCUUCCAGAUGAAGAGUGGCAAAAGCGCGACGACUACUUCUCGCGCGGGAUGUCGAAUCUCGGCUUUGAGAUCAAACAAAUGAAUGAAGAUGGGGCUUGCUUGUUUCGCUCUAUAGCUGAUCAAGUGUACGGAGAUCAAGAAUUCCAUUACCAAGUCAGACAGGACUGUAUGAAUUACAUUGUGCAAAAUCGAGACUAUUUUGAACCUUACGUGACGGAAGAUUUCGAUAAGUACGUUGCCAGAAAACGCAGAUGGAACGUACAUGGAAAUCAUUUGGAGAUUCAGGCCAUGAGCGAGUUAUAUAAUAGGACAAUCGAAGUUUACUGCUACCAAAUAACACCAAUCAAUAUAUUCAACGGUUCCAGAUUAAUAAACUCAUAUGAGCCUAUAAGAUUGUCAUAUCACAGAAUGUGUCACUACAAUUCUAUUAGUAAUCCGAAUAAACCCUCAGUAGGUGUAGGUUUAGGUUUACCAAAUUAUCACACAAUUGACAUUGACAGAAGACGUCUGCAUGAUGCUGUUCGCGCCAGCGAUGAUUUACUGAUUGAACAGACCAUGUUGGAAGACAAACUAAAGGCAACGGACUGGGAGGCAACGAACGAGGCAAUUGAGGAGCAGGUCGCGCGCGAAUCCUACAUUCAAUAUUUUCGCGAUUCCGAGAGGCGUUUGAAAAAUCAAGGACAUCCUCUUGCUUCUGGUAGCAGCUCUACGAUUACUUCAUCCAUGAUUUCGAGCCCGAGGUCCUCCAGACGGGGUUCUUGUUCCCCGAAAGGGUCGCAGUCACCCAAAGGAUCGUCUUCUCCAAAGACUACUUUCUCACCUCUAGCGAGUCCCAGGAAUUCGUUUGGUUCAGUUCCAUCAACCAACAGUUUUAGCAGCGAGGGUAACGCGGAGACCGUGGCGGCUACUUGUGUUCCUACUGAGGAGGAAUCGUUAUUUGCCAAACAUUCACCAAUACGUGUAGAACAGCCGGCGGAAAAUGUGGCUGUGACCGAAUUUGGGGGCAGUUUUUCGGGUGAUUAUAAGAUUCAAGUGGAAGAGCAGGCUGGCCCCUCUAAUAGAAGCAGUAUAGGGUUUGAAGAUUUUGAUCAAGAGAUAAUGGCACAAGUUCUUGCUGAAUCGCAGAAAACUUAUUUAGAUGAACUUAAGCAGAAGUCCAAGAAGCGUCAUGGAUCUCCGGGACCAUCAACUUCUUCGUAGUUAAGUAAUUAAAUCAAUUUACAAUUUUAAACACGCGCUAUUUAUUGUUCUACUUUUAGUAUAUCUGUUUAGUUUACGACACAAUCCAGCCCUGAAAAGCCAAAUACAGUUAAAAGCAUGUAAAUUUUUAUUUUGUAUAUUUUUUGUUUUUUCAGGGUAUCUAUUGCUAUUUAGUUCAUUUGUUUUGUUAACUAGGUUCAAAUCGGUGGUGUUAAAAUUCAAAAUAUAAAAAAAAAUACAAAAAAAUAUAUCAUAUCUUGUACGAAGGUAUUUUAAUAUUGGCGUAAUUUAGGUAAGUUUCAUUUAUCUAAGGCCACGAAACCACCCUCCUGACUAGGUCAAUUUGUUGUUCGAAUUGAAAGUGCAAGAUGGCGCGGCGCGUCUUUCUAGUUCAUGUACUUAAUAUCGUCAACGUCCAUUGCUCGGAGUAUUAUUUCAAUUGAUGGUCGUCUGAGUUACCAUUGCGUGAUAAUGUAUCGAAAACAACUUAAGCUUGGAGAAGGUCCGUAGUGACUUAACGAGAACCAGCGCCAUCUUGUUUUUUAGAUUGUGCUUUUAUCUUUAUACACCCUUUAUUGUUUAUAUAUUUUGAACAUAUUUUUAUCGUGUUGUGAGUUUAGGAGCGUGGUAUUUUGUUUAAAGAAUUUUUAUAUUUUCAUCUAUUUAUUUUUAAAGCGUUAUUUAUACAUAAAUUAUUGAUUCAAGUGGAAGUGAAUAAAAAUGGCUCCGCUUAAAUACUGUAAUUACAAAUAAUCAAUUCAAAGUAUUUAUAUAUAUGUAAUAACAUUCGAUUUGCAUUCUAUUGUAUAUGUAGCUGUGUUUUAUGUUUCAGUGUCGAGGCGGAGUUUUUUUUAAUUGCAACGUAAGUUCAGUACUUAUUGGUUCCGCAUUAUGUAUUUCACAUUAAUUUAGUUGAUUAGAUUCAUAUGUUUAAUAAAAUCGUUGUGA